This is a messenger RNA of Exophiala spinifera, 309 nucleotides long. RefSeq lists its product as uncharacterized. The transcript has 2 exons. NCBI's taxonomy places the organism in Eukaryota, Fungi, Ascomycota, Eurotiomycetes, Chaetothyriales, Herpotrichiellaceae. The coding region runs from base 1 to 309 and encodes 102 amino acids. Gene Ontology annotation, molecular function: endopeptidase inhibitor activity. Gene Ontology annotation, biological process: vacuole fusion, non-autophagic. The record is from RefSeq and is a predicted model, not a curated record.
AUGCGUUUCUCAAUCCUGCUUCUCCUCGCCUUCGUGGCUUACGUCUUUGCACUGUCGGCGCAUCAGAAGCCUGUCGUGAUCUCAUAUCCUGCGGAUACUCCUCCUUCGGUGAUCGAGAAAGCAAUGGAAGAGGUUGAGAAAGAUGGCGGCAUCAUUACACAUGAAUACUCACUGAUUAAAGGAUUCGCAGCCAAAGUGGCUUCAGCCACUCUUGAUAAGAUCUCUGCGCUUGCCGAAGACUUCAAACCCUAUAUUGAAGAGGAUAUUAUCGUCCGAAUUGACGGUUCUACUGAUUCAAAGAAUGAGUGA